This is a messenger RNA of Ooceraea biroi (clonal raider ant), 15502 nucleotides long. It is a transcript of the gene b6, whose product is annotated as pentraxin-related protein b6. Lineage: Eukaryota; Metazoa; Arthropoda; Insecta; Hymenoptera; Formicidae. The record is from RefSeq and is a predicted model, not a curated record.
UUUUACAUAAAAUAUAAUUUACAGUUAUAAUUUUGUUAAAAAUAUUCAGAGUUUUUGAAUGGUUAAUGACUCGACAGAUGAAUUUAUAAUGACUCGUUGCAUAAAUGUUAGAAAUUACCUACAUGUAUUUUACUAAAAUUAUUCUUUAAUAAUUCUAUAUAGAAUUAUUAAAUUCUGUUAUGAAAUAAUAGAAAUAUUACAUGUUUUAAUAAAAGAUUACAAAUUAUAUGCUAAAUCAUUAAUUAAUCAUUAAGUAAUCAUUAAUUAGUCUAAUUACCAAAUGCCAUUGAUCAUAUUGUUGGCGUAUAGAUUACGUUGUGUACAAUGCCAAACGAUUUAGUAACGAGAUUACAUAAAUUCAGUUGCAUCAACUACGAUCUUACUAUAUGUUUUCUCUUCGGUCUUUAUUUGGCCGAUUGCGAGCACAGGUUCACAGAUAGGCAGGCAUUCAUUUGUGCAGUCUCCUUUUUACGAAGUUGUUCCCGUGACCAUUUGAAGAGAGUAUUACGUUUUACGACAUGUGCAGUGGAAUCAAAUGGAAAAAAGAGGCAUUUUGUUCUCUUGAUACUUUCGUUACGUGAAGCAAUGCAGUCCGUGGCGUAUUUCUGUUAUAUCUCCGAAUUUUAUCUUUGCAAGAGUCUGUGUGCUCAAAUAUCAAACUGAAAUAUCAAAUUGUAAUCAAGCCGAGGCACUUUGGAGAAUAAAGACAGAAAAGGUUCACGUGGUUGUCCCUUAAAGAAAGGAGAAUAGAAUUAAUAGAAAAUUUAUAAGCGAGAUUCCACCAAGAUUCCUAAAAGAUUCUUUCUUGUAACAUGUAUAUUAAAAUGUUACUUAUUUUUUCUUUUGUUAAAUUUAUUUUUCUUUUCUCAAACUAAAUAAAGGAUUUAAUAUAUAAAAUUAAAUAAAUUAAGUCAAGCAUUUCACAAAUUUCUCUCUCUUAUUUGGCUUUCUUAUCAUACUUUAUCAUCAUUUUUGCUGUAACACAUUAACAUUCUCAUGGAAAAUAACGCAAAAUUAUGAUUAAAUGUAAUUAAAAUCAAAAGAAUCAAAUCACGCGUUAACACUCAUGUACACAGAGUGUGAUGCGAAGAAACUGUUGUGCCUGAUAUCCAUUGGCAGACAGAAAUUCAUAAUUCGAGGAAAGAAGAUAUCAGGCGUAAUCACCGCAUUAGUUUUGACCAUUCGCAUCAGCCACUUCCGCAAUUCCCAUGAUGUGCCGCGUUAUAUCGCGUGAGCCAUUGCACGCGAGAUGCGAUCCACCUACAUGAAUAAAAGCAGAAACAUGAAUGCGUCGUUUAUUGUGUCGCGCCUGGUUAUCGUGGAUAUUCCCGCUUCACGAAACAGUUUCAUCGAUUCCCAAUUAAAUGACAAUUAGCAAUUUGCGUGACCGAUAAAAUAAUGGUACAUCCAAUUACCGGUAGACGCAUUAAUUUUUAACAAUCAUCAUAAUAAUAAUGUUAUUUGUAAUUUGAUUAAUAAAUCAUGUUAUAUCAGGAGUAAGCUAGUCGCAAAUGCGAUCGUUACGUGAGAAGACGUGCUUUGACCGUUAUUGCUUCACGUAAAGUGCCGGAACAAUUAUCAGCUUUAAAUACAGCGUAAUAACGUGUCAGAAAAAUGGAUCGCCUUUAUGGAACUGCCUUGGACUUCAUCUCGGAGCAGAAAUCGCCCGUUGCAUUGGUAUCUGUGUUUAUGAUCAACAACUUUAUUAAAUGUAAUAUAAUUGCUGCGCAGACUAAUCGCCAGAGGAGUUUGUAUGAAUAACAUGACACGUUAAUUGCGAACGUGCUUCAGUGGCCUAUUAAACGAAAGGAUUUGGCUGCUGCUCAAGUCAUUAAUAAGUGCCGUUAUUAAUUCAGGCGCACGCAUUUAAGUUUGCGAAGAAUUUUGUAAUCCCGUAUAAGUGGUGCAUAUAAACACUAGCUUUAUUAAUAUACUACAAACAUUCACGCUGGUAAAAUAUUUUUCAAAAUUGCUCUCAGCGGCUAUUAGUCUUUUAACGAUGACUUUAAGCAGACGUGAGUGAGCAAUAAAAACUUGAUAAACUGAUAGGUAAUAAAACGAAAGGCGUGCGUGCGACUGUUUCUUUGUCCCGUCUAUAGCAUUUCGUUGUUGCAAUAUUAUGUUUUACAUUAAUUACAUGACGUUACGUGACAACUUGCGUGGCGAAUAUAAGGGGAAAUUUAAUUUCUCUAUUUUUGUGCGGCGUUUCGCGGACGUUUCGCAGAAUGUCGGGCAGAAAUAUAAUUCUGCCUGUCGCAACGUUUACACAUCGCGAUCGUGCGCUCAUCUGAAAUAACUAUUGUAAUACGCGUACGUGCCACGUAAUGGCAAACGCUCCGGUUACGUAAUGUAAAAGCCGCGUGCGCAGUAUAUCCGCUCGUCCGCAUCCGCUAAAUCGUACGAACAAGUUCAACCACUUUCGCGGCUGAUGAUUGAUACGAGGGAAACGAGACAUCGAGAUUGAUGGCCUCUCGAGGAUGGAUCGUAUUGGAUAAAAGAUGAUACUCCGGACGGAAUAACAGAAGCGCUGCUGUUUUUGUCAUACUCUUGGAAAAUAAAUUGCUACAGCAUCGCUCAAAAAUCACUGAAUAAAAACGCGCGACAAACGUGAUAAAAAGUUUAAUUUUUUUCUUUAACCUUGUAUCUCAAAAUGAUGAUGGAUCUGAUGACGUGCAUAGCUGUAUCCAUGCUAUUUCCUUAAAUUGUUUAGUACAGCACGUUUGGCAAGUGCCAUCGUAUAUUCUACAAAUUGUUAAUUAUAAAAUAAAAAAAUUAUUAUAAAUUGUAUGCAAAAGAGGCUACAAUUAGCGAAAUUUGUUGCCAGGACAUAUUAUUCGAAUUAACAUAACAAUUAACGUAUAAAAGUGAAAAAUACAUAUUAUAUUAUAUUACACUUGUGGUGCUUACAUACACGUUUCCGUUUUUUCUGCUACACUUUCAUAAUUUGCAUAAUGCAUAUUAGCAGCGAUUGCUACGCACGUAUAUUAUAUUUAUAUAUGUAUAUAUGUGUAAUAUAUAUACGUAUAUAUGUGAGCGUAUCCGCAUCCGUUUCACCGAACCCGGAGCCGAAUUACGCUUUCACUUUCACCAAAAUAUCUCCUAUAUUAUAUCCGCAAACGGUGUAACGGUCCUUCCUUCCCAGACAGAACAGCCCUACAUUUUUCUGGCGUUCACGUAAUUCUCGCAGGAUCUCGUCGUCCAUUAUCAUUACGUACGCUCGCAUGGAACGCCGGCUUCGUUAGAUAACAAAUCUUUGCCAAAAACAGGCACGUGGUUCAGCAUUGCGUCGCGUGAUGUAACCGUCACCAUAAGAUCCGCCGGCGGAUUUCUAAUUCCACGGGAACCACCGCGAGAAGAGACACUUACCGUUGGAAAAAAUACCGCGGCCCCGUUGAGAUCAUUUGCAUGGCAAAUUUGCUGAACCCGCAUACGUUAUUCGCGCAUUUAUAUCAUAUGAAACACGUAUCAUCAUUGCAUUGAAGCACCGUUAAUGCAGUUCCGCCGGCGAAGGGUAAUGCGCGAGCGAGCCGUGAAAUACAUUUAACUCGGAAAAGCGCGGAGACGAAACGAAGCUUGUAAAGGCUGGCGAUGACGUUGCAGCUUGUACGAGCGGGCUGCUCGAUAAUUAACUGCGCGUUUCGACCACGUGAAAUUAUAGAGGUCCUAUGGUGUGAUGAAAGCGCGCGCGGUGCAAUCUAAAACGCUGGCCACCGUUCGUGUUUCGUAGCGAAAAAGAGCCCGAUUUUCAACGGCGUUCGCCGUUAAUUAUCGCGGAGGGACGCAACGUACGUCUUUACGGCAUUUAAUAAGACUGGCCCACAUUCAACGAGGCGAGCAAGCAUUUCUAACUGGCUUCUUCCACCGUGAUCGCCGCUGAUUCACGAUGACCCACGGUGAUCGUAAAGCAGAAUGGGCGUAAUGCCUCCCAUUCUCCAAUCUUGUUCAUUAUUUAAUGGAACGACAUUCGCAUUUAUUCGAAACAUCGAUCGGCCGAUUGCGCGCUACUUACGCGCCUGAUGGAAAAAGCGCGCGUUAUUAAUUCCCAACUUGUAAUUUGCACCUAUUCGAUUGUGGAAGCAAUAAACCAGCAAAUGGCAGUCACAAUCGACGUGGUAAACGUCACGUCACUCGUUAAUCGCGCGCUGAAAGUAAUUGUACGACGAAGUAAACGCCGCUGACGUUCGUCUAAUGACAUUCGUUCCGUUUGCGAAACCGCCGCGCCGAUUGUAUCAGCAUUUUCUGGAGUUUCAAUUAUUCUCCGUGCAUAAAUCAUAUUCGUAUUUGCGUGCAACGUGUUAUACAAAUUUUUUCUGAAUUAUUUACCCGCAAGUCAUAUUCAUAUUUGCAUGUAUUAUAUAAGAUUUUUCUGAAUUAUUAUUUACGUGCAAAUCAUAUUCGUAUUUAUGUUCGAAUUAUAGCAUAAAUGCCAUAAAUUAUUAUAAUAUUAUAUCUCUUCACAUAUAUUGAAUGAUAAUAAAGUCGUCGGCCAUAAUAAGGCGGUCAUCGAUCCUAUCGAUGACAGCGAAACUUAUCGGAUGUGACUGAGAAUUGUAUGCAAUUACGAGAAAGUGUGUAACGGUGCCUCGUAAUUUCUCCUCUUCCCUCCCGCAAACUCAUCCUCCGAGGAGCACUCCGUGUUCGCUCUCGGACGCGGUAGACGCGACCGCGUUUCUGCAGUCUCGCAAUUACACACGCGGCGGGGAUCGACUUUCGUUUUCCAGGGUAGGGUCGUCCUUUCGCCGGUGUUCUUCCGGCGUUCGAUAAAGAACGAGAUGUAGGCGCGGAGCGCGAGCGUGAAGGUGAGAGCGGUGAGGGGCGAGCGCUGGAGAUCUGCAUUUUUCAUCUCGAGGCAGUUCCCGACGUUUCCCGCACUUCCCGUCAAGUUUCCCGCGACCACAUCCGCCUGCGGAGAUAUGCAGACACGAACGUGGGGGCUCGUAUGGACAAAAGACUUUCUUCCGCCUGGAUAUCGCGAUAUGUCCGGUAAUAUGCUACACGUGAGGCCUGAGACCGCUCAAACUUCGACCGUAGCGGACGGUUUAACUGUUUUAUUCAUUGCAGCAUCUGCAUCUUUUAUUCCAUGUCGAAUGAACGGAGAUGGUUCUCUGCCGGGAAUUGAAUUCUUAAGUUUAAUUUUUAAAAAAUUGCACAAGCGAUAGGUGAUUCUCUUGAGUUCGAGUUCAUCUUAAUCCGGAGCUCUCGUUCGAGUGCGAAGUAAAAUCACGUUAAUUAAUAAGAGCCGUAAGUUCGGGUGCCGGGCUGUAAUUGAUUAGCGAGCAGGAAGUAGCCGACGUUAAUCCUAUUAUUAACCAUCAGUCUGACGAUGUCGACGAUGCGUGCUGGCUGUGCUUGCCGGAGAAAUCGGGAGUUCGUUACGCGGGGAAAAGGCACAUAAUUGUAGAAGUUCCAUCGAAGAUCAGGCUCCUACAACGCACCAACGAGUUGAUUGACCUCGUUCGUCGGCUGUCGAUAAACGCGUUGCACGUACCUUCACGACGCAUGAAUAUCAAGUGCAAGAAUAUAUUCAUUUCUCUUCGCUACUUCAACCCCGCAUUGCACCGUUAUUCCACUACCGCUGUAAAUACGGGAUGUUUGUAGAAUUACGUAAUAUUCCCCACAGAGCGAAUUUAUUUAUUCGUACUCAUAAUUCAUGCUUCAUAAACAAUGCUGAACUUUAGUGCUGCAGAUUGUUGUUGCUGAAAUAAUUAUAAUGUUGGCGUGCAAAAUUUCAUAUUCUCGACUAAUGCAUACAGUCAUGAAAAAAAUUAAAUAAUAAAAGAAUUUUCAAACUACAUCAAAUGAAAUAUUGAGAUCAUUUAUCACUGAACUCUGGAAAUUAACAAGUUAUUACACCGUCACAGAAUUGUGUGCGCCGCGUCCCUCAUCUGCAUUUUCCUCGAGCUCCUCCUUCAAGAAAAUUUUGAAGAGUUAAGCGCCACUAUCUUACACGAAUAUUGAAUAUCCCGCAGUUGAGCGUUGAAGCUUAAAGUAAAAGUACAUCAAAGUCUCGAAACUCGAAAGUAACGUUUCACAUUGCAAAAAGAUUUGAUCGAUAAACCUCUGGGUGUGGUUCAAUGUGGGACCAGCGCGAGUUUCGUUACGAAACACGUCAUCUGUAGGCAUCAUGCAGUAUUUCGCGGAUAGGCAAGGACAAGAAACCAGUCCAGACAGUCUAUCGGGUAAUCAAUUGCGGGUAGGCAAUGAUAGGAUCGCAAGUCGAUCAAGUCUGCAAGGCUCCCCGUGUCAGAUAGUCGCAGAUUGUGCAACGCGAGCUCUGCUCCGGUUUGUACUCCGCAAAUUGAUAAAACACUCGUCCCGAUGUUAUUCCCGCAAUGGGAAUACAACGUCGUUCGCAAUUAGCGUAAUCUUGAGGUGUGUAAGAAAGUGCACCGAACAAUCGCAUGACUUGUUGUACGUCGACGCACAUCCGGCGGAAAGUAGCAUGCAACACCCACGAACGGCUAAUUAUUACACAUUAUGCCGCAACGGUUCGAGAUAGAUACAUAGGGUGCAUCGGUGGUAGCGGCAAUUGCGACAAAUUGAUUAUCAAACGGUGUUCACACGCGAGUUUUCAUUGCGCGGUGCUUCGCGCGGAAAGUGUGUCAGGAAAACGCGCGUGUGUUUGAAAUGUAAAUGCGAGCGCGGCACACACAUCUAUCCGUCCGUGCGCAAUGUUUAUUGUUGCAUUAUAACGUAUAAUAUCAGAAUAUUAUGUUGCGUACCCAUAUGUAUAUUUAUAGAAAUUAUAUAUAAUAAAGCACACGCCUAUCAUUUGCGAGCUCGCGUCUGUCAGUCUCGUUUUGCCUGCCUUUGAACACGCGUACAUCUCAUUUAUAUAAAUCAACUAAGAACGCUACUUGCACGACAGAAAACUGACUAUUGAGAAUCGUCUGAUUCGCUGCGACAAACAUGUACUUAUCAACAGCAACGAGGCGGAAUUAAAUAAUCGAGCAACAUUAAGUGAAAGCACGAAACAGCUCGAGUACGCUGAACCGGUCACGGUUCAAGUUGAGACCAAUUCGAUUUGAGUGAUCUGCCUCUAAGAGUCCAUCGCUCAGGACUGCCUCAGAUAGGGUCAAAACGAAUUGAACCCGAUCGUUCAGUUUCGUGAGAAACACCGCCGGUCGAGCGUUUGCUCCAGUUUCGGGUUUCUCCUCAUUUGCAUCUGGACCGAUGCAAACGAGCGUAAUGACGUUGAUGACUCAUAGCUCUGGGAAUGUUAACUGCUCGGAAACAAUCUAAUCGCUCUUUGAGAGCUCGGCGAAAAUGCUAGAUUUUUUAUAAUUUUGCUAAAAAAAUACGUAUUCGAAUUAGUUAAAAUAUUCCCAAUACCGCAGCGUUCUCCAGCGAGCAAGAUUCGGUGCUAAGGGUGGGAUUGCGGGAGACAGUACGCGGUUUACGUAACGCGAUCAACGAUCCCAGGGGAGAAAGGGAGAAAGGAGUUUUUGGCGGUCAUGUCGUCCGUGCAUUCUCCGAAUCCGGUUCUGAAAGCCGACCACGCCAAUACAUGGUGGCACCGGUUACACAUCAUGUAACCGAACAGGACAUCGCAUUACGUUAUGAGUAUGAUAUAAAGAAGUCGCGUCGAUUAAUCGGGCUUUCCUGAGCAAGAUGAAAGGAGACAGAAGUUAGUGCCUGCCGUAAUUAAUUGAUUUAACUUAAAGUAUCGUGUACUCGGAUUCCACUCGUGACGCUGAUAACUCGUUGUCGGCAACAAUUAACGUUGAACGAUAAGCUUCGACGUUACGCAAUGCGAUCACCCGUUGCUUGUCGCAAUAAAGAUAUCGUUUUUCUUUUACGAUCGUGUUAUGACGGGACGCAUAACGAGCGUUCUCCAAGAGAAAGGAGUCUCCUCGAGAGCGUUUCACGUAGGGCUUCCAGGUCUGCCUCUGACAAUCGAUUUCGCCGACACGCGACAUGACGGGAAACAGGUAGCUCUAUUAUGAUCUAGAAAGGAAACUUUUCGGCUGUCUCCCGGCCUCGACCGGAUUCCGCUUUUAGCCGCGGGGCGUCUUCGGCCACUGCAAGCCGGACAUGCUAGCUCCGGAUCGGCAUAUGUCGCAAUUCGUCAAUGUGAACGCGCGUUUCCCUCACAACACUGUUCAACCUCGUGCACCACGCUUGGUGCUCAGCUUUCUAUGGCGGAGGAGAGCACAAGAAAGAAAGAAAAAAAAGAGAUUGCGGCAAUGGCGUGGUAUGGUGACGACACCCCGCCACCUCCGAGAGGCCGCCUAUCUUCACCAAGCAUCUGGAUUCUGGUACUUCAUCGCGUUCAAGUAUCUCAAAUUUGUCGAGUGUGACUUGUGAAUUCUGAGAGCAAUUGUACUCAUAAGAACCUCGAUUGUAUGUAGUUUAUAAGCCUCAGGAGAAUGACGUCAGAGAUUCAAGAUUGGAAAUUAAGAUUCCAUUGAUAUUUAUUAACGGAUGAUUAACUUGGAAGAUUUAUUGAAAUUUAUUACACACAUUUCUGUGGACAAAGAAGUAUCCAAUACGUCACGCUGAUCAGCGGGAAUGCACGGAAACCACUGAGCGAUAUCGUGGUCGCCGUUAUUUCCGAUUAUGCGAAUCGCGUGGAGUAUUGGCACGUCGAAAGCGCCUUUUAAUUUCGCGGGGGGAGAACGUCUGGACGCGUCACGAAAUGCGAGUAACAGCGCCGUAACAGCUUCCGGCGAUCGAGCGGCGCGAAUAUGGAAGUAAUCUCAUUGGAGGGAUCGGUGUCGCAUAAUGCGUGCAUCGAUUGAUGUCAUCGUGACUAUCUCCCACUGGCAGCGGUGUAUCAAACAGCCUCUAUCUGUACUCCAUUAUCUCUUCGAUUAAAACAAGCGUCCGCUUACUACGAAACUAGAUCUUGUCCCGAUCGAAUUUGACGAUCGCGCGCCGCACAACAAAAUGUGGAGAAAGUAAAAGUGGAGAGAAACGUGUUUGUCUCGUAAAGAUAGCAAAUACGUGCGUAACAGCGGUCGAUUGCCUCUUUCCACACGUUGACUUUUUCGUUAAAUGUAUAAGUACGUGUCCCAGUAAUCUGGUUGCAGAUUAAGUUUAUGUGGAUUUAUUAAAAAGGAUAAUUAGUCCCUCAUUCUCAAAAAAAGUCCUUUAAAUUUCAUCCCAGAACAAAUUUAAUUGCCAAUGUAAUAUAUGUGUAAUCUGUGAAGAAUGGAAAGACCAGUGCACGCAGGUGUCCCUGAAUGUUUUACGUCUUAUGCCGGCGCGAAAUAUCGUUAGAAAUUACCGUUGCAAAUCGUAGAACCCUCGACAUUCCUCUGCGAGGACAAGCAGGCAAUCAUCUGCACCGAUCACCGGAGAUGCCAUUCGCUGUUCCAGAUCGAUCAAACGCUCAAACCAGUUUGCUUAUCGAUCUGGUCCCAGGCGUUUUUGGAUCUCUGGUGCAAGACGUUCACCUCCACAUUUUUCAAAGCUGUCAAAGCAUCCGAUUAUUCAUUCGAUUAUUUUCCAUACAAUUACAAUACCGUAUGCGCGACAAAGUACAAAAGAGAAAGACAAAUGCCGCAUACCGUUACACAAUAACGACAAAAAGAAAAUUUUCGCAAAUAAACAAGACGCAAAUAAAUCAACGACACGAUGGCCCCAUUUAUGCGCGUUCCGCAUUGUCAUGCACUUUCCGCGUGUAUAUGGACGGUCGAUGGGACAAUGGUGGGUGUAAAUCGGCCGACGAUGUCUCGAUGUCGUCCAACCGGCGACGCUUGGCACGAGCGAGGCAAGUGGUACCUUCAUGAAGGCAAAAGGUGUAUCAAACUCCAGGUAGGAGAAGAGGUACCUCAUACACCUCCCGCGAGUUUACCAGCUCCACGGAGUGCUCGACGAGCGGACAGUUACCUUUCCGUUCUGAGACCGCGAGGAUCUAUCCUCCCUCCAUACUUGCGGCCGAGCUCGCUGAUCACUACCUCUGGGUGAGUCCCGCACUUUAAGAUUUCCGUGAAGCCUCGCGAUUUCCGCAAGACGUCGGAUUAACGUGAUGCAAGAUACAUUAUGAACGAAUAACAUCGAUCGCAUCCUGGUGCUCGUGAACUUUUCAUUGCGGAAAUCGUGGACGAUUACGUGACGCGCGAUUUGUCACGGAGCGAAGACGCGAUCACGAAUGUUUAAAAUAAUUUCAUGAUAGUAAUGGCAAUGACGUUAAGCAAAUUUGACUUUCCAAAAUUUGUAUUGUUGAAUGUUCUCUUUUAACUUAUACAAAAAUUUAACGAUGUAAUUCACCAUGAAAAGCGUGUUUAAAAAUUAAUAUACAAAUUAUAUAUAAAUGUGUAUAUAUAGAAUUGUGUAUAUAUAUAUAUAUCGGCAUUUUAUUUUUGCAUAAGCAAAAAGAGACCUGCAUGUAUAUUCGAUGUAAUAUAAAUUCGAUUAGAAGAAAAUAGAAGAAUGGCGCGAUUCACGCCGAGAAUCGUUUCAGCGUUAUUGUAAUAUUCAGGAAACUGCAUUUUAAUUUUCGCUUUGAUAGCUUUCACUAUUGGUCCUACUUUGUUUGAUCAUGAUAGUAUUACAAAGUAACUGCAAUCACACUUCGCACGUGAAAUAGAGCCCGGGGGGUCUCUUAUGACAAAGUGAGCGGUUGCGCUAAUAAGAAUUGUGUUGAUGAGAGUGACGUCCCUGGCAUGCAGCGGAAGGUAAUGCCACAGACACAAAGGGAUACCAAAAACAUAAAGAGCAACGCAGGAAUAAACAUGACAAAAUUAUCGCACGAGAAUUAUCGCUAUAUAUAAUAUAUCAUCGAUCAUUUUCGAGUUUUGUAUAUUUCUAACGCUGUCAUAUAAAAUUAAUAAUCUGCUCUGAUAAUUAUAAGGAUGUUAAUCUAUUCAAUCUAUUCGAUCUAUUCGAUCUCGUAUCACUGCAACUUUCAGUAUCCUAUUCACUUUCAACCUCUGACGCACUGCUGUUCAAGCGUAACGACCGGUCUUUUGAAGUUAAAAGCGCAUUUUCUGCGUCAAAUGUCCACAGAACUGGUCGUCGAUGUCGUUAUCGGAAGCCAUAAAAUUCUGUCCGCAUGUAGUGUCAAUUAUGUUUAGGUUCCACUCCCGCAUCUCUUUCAGUUCCGUUAGCACUGUCGUUUGACGGAUCUAGGUCCGGUCGUACUGGUUCCGCUCGUCACCGAGGCAAAGUGGAAAAUUCGCUCGCGGUCGCAUUCGGUAAUACUGACGUGAGUGCUUAUGCUAUGAACAUUGCGCUCGAUUGAAAAAAUAUUCGUGCAAUAUAUAAUGGAAAUAAUAAUAAAGCAUAUCAAAAUAUUAAAAAUUUUAGGCUUUUGCGUUGUUGCUUACUACAAUCUUGGCUUCUGGUUUGGAGUCGCGUUUUCUGUUGCUUUUAAAAGCGCAAAAUUAUAUUAAACUAUAAUAAUUAAAUCAGUCCGCAUAAAGUAAAGUAUAAAUUAUUAUAAUCUUUACGCGAUUAAGCGAUCUUGUAUCGCUGCUUUUAUCAAUUUUAUUCCCUACUAUUUUUUCCCUAUCUAAACUUACAUGCAUAAACUCGCGUCCAUAUAAGUAGAAAGUAGACGUUAACGCGACAUAUCCAUCUACUUUAAAACGCAAACUGUUUCCACUCACAACAGUUUCUUGACGCGAUAGUCGGAGGCAUGUCCCGGAGAGCGGCAAUUAGAAAAUCGCUGCAUGUUAUCACAAGCACGCUAGCACACUGUCGUGAGUUCCACAAAAUUAGCGAUACUUUAAAUCCACGUUCCGCGGAAUUUUCCCUGUAAUAUCCAAGUGUAGAGACGCGUUCGCAGGCACUUAAUGGAAAGCACCAAUUACUCAACUAUGCAAAAAUGCAGAAAAAUACUCGAAUACGCAAGAUACAUCUGCAUACUCGUAUCUGGGUCUGAUCUCGAUCUCGCGAGGUCGCUCGGUGCAUCCAAGAUCUUGCGCUCCUCGAAGACGCUCAUCGCUGGAACGAAAAUGCAAUACUCGCUCGUGCGUGCAUUCGAGAAGCGUGAAAAAAAGUAGGAAAAGAAAAGAAACAGAGGCGAGAUAUUAUCGUCGUGCUCGCAUUCUCAAGCGUCGCAACGUUCGUUCGUUACGCUCGCCUGAAUUAAAUUUCGCAACGUGAUGCCGUUGCGUGUGCGGCGUACUUUUCUGCAUUAAUACGGCGGAGCACCUACACGACGGUAGACUCCGUUCCAUCGGAACCCGAUUCAAUGUAACUUUCCCGGAGUUUGCUCCCCACGCCCAGAGGCGUAUACCGGUAUAUAAGAGUAUAAUUAAACAGUCACAAAUCGCCGAUUAUAAUUAACCGAGCGGAGGAAUCUGUCGAGGCCAUAAUGCGCCGAUACUGCCGCUCUGCAGGGUACUCGCGUGUAAAUUCAUCUCCAAUUUAUUCGUCUAAUAAAAUAAUUAGUAAUACAGAUUUUUAUCUUGACAAUACAGGGAGUCGCGAAGCAUAUUUUUUUGAAUUCGCGAGGCAAGAAAGCGCUAACGAAGAAGAAAGCUGAAGGAAUUUUUAGCAACGUGAACGGCGGGAAGAACGGGAAGAGAUUACUAUCUCUGGCAUUAAAGAAAGUAUAACACUUUUGACAAAUAGAGCGGUGCGAUGUUCAUAAAUCUACUAACUCUCAUCAUCUUGAAAUGAACGAAAGCUUUUAAGAAACUUGAAGCUAAUGGAUUCAUCUUUCUUCCGAAUUGCGGGUAACGAGUUAGAGAAUCGCGAUGAAAGUGCGAUUUUUCAAUUUGCAGGUAGCUCGAGGAGAACGAGCCGCCGAAGAUGACGCCGAUCGUACUUGCGUGCGCUGCUCUCGUUGCGUUCACGCGCGACGUGCAGGCGAUCUCGUCGGCCUGGAGACCAAUCGUGCCGUCCCAUGGUGGCAGCGCAAGUUUAUUGCAUCAGGAGGCAUCGAUCUUCGGAAAUGCGCCAACGCAGACGCUCUACGACGUGGACAGUUCUCAUCACCUGCUGCUGCCGCAUGAUCAGGAGAGAUGUUCCCUCUACAAGGUCUCCAUGAAUCAGCAGCUGUACUUCGAGUACAUCCAUUACAAGACGGAGCUGCCGGACAUGAAGGAGUUCACCCUCUGCGCGUGGACGAAAUUUUACAAUCACUCCAACGACCAUCCCCUGUUUUCUUACGCGGCCGGAGACCAGUCACGAGGGAUACUGUCGUGGGUCGCCAACACGCCAAGGAGUUCGUACUACAUGCUCAACGUCAACGGCCACAACUUGUACAGAUUGAAUUAUCCGCUGAGACUUAACAAGUGGUACCAUUCCUGCCAGAGCUGGAACGGUCGCACCGGGGAAUGGCAGAUCUGGGUCAACGACGAGCGCGUGGGCCGCGGGUUCAACAACAGGCUGGUCGGACACGUCAUCAAAGGCGGCGGAAUUGCCAUUUCGGGACAAGAGCAGCGUCAACUGGGUGGUGGUUUCCUGGAGGGCGAAGGCGCGCCGCCAAGUUCCGGAGGCUAUUUAGGCGAACUGACGAUGCUGCAGCUCUACAACGUUGCCCUGACCGCGGGAAAAGCGCACAAGGAUCACAAGCACCAUCAUGCUCAUCAUUAUGAACAUGAUACGAGCAAUAACGUUCCGAGGGCCACGACCCGGGCGCCAGUAACCGGACCACCCUUGCCACCGCAUCCCUUCCUCACCGGCGGACAAAUCAAUACACAAGUGAAGAUCAAUCCCGGGGCGCCGAUUCAGAUCGUACAAAACGGCAUAACCAUCCGUCAUCCGGCAUUACCGCCCGUUCCGGAAUCGCCCCCGCAGCCGCUCCCGCCCUUGAAUCUCGACGUUCUCACGACGUCCUUCCCCACCCUGCCGACGCAGUUCAUCAGUAAUCCGGUGCAGCAGCAAUUGCCCGCUGGUGCUGGUACAUCGUCGAUCUUCCCGGUGGACGGGUCCUAUCACAACAUUUUCAAGAGGGAGAAAAACGAGUCCAAGAGGCGAAACAUUAAGAAUGGAACGAUGGUAUCGAGCUUGACCGAAUCCGAGAAACCAAAAAUCACGAAGAGAAAUGCCGAGAAGGUGCCGGAAAGUCAUGACGACAAGGUGUCCUUCGUGCCGAGGAAAUCAGAGGCAACAGAUGACAAGAAGGUGGGCAAGCGUGAGGCCGAUAAGAAGAAGAAGAGAGGAUUAUUGCAGCUGAGCGAUGGAUCGAUCUUCGACGAUGGCUACUCCAUCCCCCAGGGCCUGGACAACGAUUAUUUCACGGGACUGAGCUUCGGGCUGCUGAAGGAGACGGAGGAGGAAGACGUUCGGGAACCCGCUGAGUACGAGGUCAGACAGGUGAUGGACGUGUGCGAUGGCUGCGCCGAGGAACCCUUCGACAAAGCGCUGGUCAUCGGCUGGAGAACCGUGCCGAAGAAGCUCUAUUCCGGCGCCUUGUAUCUGCCGGCCGUGCAAGCGUGCAAAGCGUUUUAAACCGAGUGGCGCGCGAUAAUUCCGCGUACGCCAAGUGACAAUCUGGGAUGUUGCAUGAACUCUCAGGGAAUCGAUCGAGCGAGAGAUCCGGAUUGCGAUUCCGACGAUCGCGCGUCGCGACGCUCGACGGUAGACCGACGCUCUCUCGAGAACGAAGCAUUCCCAGCCAGGUAUUCCCACGCCAUGCUUACACAGAUCGCUCCGAGUUAUCUUUAGUCGUUAUGGGCGGAGAUGUUUGUCGUUCGAACGCCGUGACACAAACGCACGUAAUUUCCGAUUUCUCCUUCGUUCGCUCAGUUUUUCUUCGAUUUUUCUUGCCGCAUGUAGCGCGAUGAUGCAAUCGGUGCUUUUCCGCGGCUUUUGUGCGACGUACCGCCGUUGUUCGAUCUCGAACGUGCGAAGGUGCGAUUAACAUCGCUUGCGCCGUGAAGAAACACGUGCGUGACAAGAAACGGUUUGCCAGUCGUAUUUAUUCGCAAUCUCUGUCCGAUUAACUGCACAACAACGAAUUUCAUAAGGAUUCGUCGAGUGCUACGAGUUUAGGGUAAAUUGUAACAAAAAGCGACUAUAAUUAGAGCUCACGAUUGUUAUAGACUCAUCGCAAAAUCAGACUUUGAUCUCCGCCAUGUUUUACCAACUGCCAUUUUUAGUCGAAUUGUCGAGAGUUAGCAAGAGAUAUGUGUUAACAAAUAUAAUAAAUAAUUUAUAUAAAAUAUUACAUGUAACAUUUAAUAUAGAAGACUAUAUAUUAUUACAAACGACCGGAAGAGAGCACCUUCCUCGAGACUAGUAAAUGUUGCGAGAAUUCGUAUACGAAAGUCGAACUCAAUUAAUUACGAGAAAUUGCAUUGUGCAGCGAAAUGCUUCGUUACGUAAUAGGACAGUAUUAUUUCAUAAGUUCGAGAACACUAAUACAAUAAGCAACAGCAAUCGCUCUUUUAACCGAAAUACUCAUUUCCAGUUGCGCGCUGAUCGAUUGACCGAUUAACCCGACGAAGAGAGAUUUAAUUGUGCGACGAAGACCGUUUUAAUCGAUCAGCAGCGAUCAGCAGCAGCGAUCUAAACUUAAGCUGAAGAUUUAGCUCUAGUGAUAUCUUUUGCGUCGGUUUUACGUGUGAUGUAUAUCGAAUAAAAAUUCUUGUGAAUCGUUGCA